AUGAUGAUGGAUGUUAAACCAAAUGAAGUGAAGGGUGAUGUUAAACCGAAUGCUAGACUGGUUGUUGUCGAGGUAGGCGUUCAUGAACAAUUUACAAAUAAACAAAAGUUUAUUGUUCGUGAAUAUAUGCUACAAUGGAUCUGCAUGGAGGUCGGGAAAUUGGGGUUUAGAAAUGUAAUAGGAAGACCUAACAAUGAUUCUGAUAGAAUACAAGAAUUUGUAACAAAUAGAUGCGAAAGAAGUGACAUGUAUCAACCAUCAAUUAGGAAGAUAAAACAUGAUGACACCAGAUUGAGAAAACUUGAGUGUUUGUUUAAAUUGCAAGGAUAUUGUAUGGCUAAUGAUACAUGGAAAUUUAAUGUGGUUUCUGGUAUACAUAAUCAUGCCUUGUGUCACAAGAUAACAGAUUAUCCCAUUGUAUGUCGCUUUAUUCAAGAGGAGAAUAAACUUGUUUCGGACAUGACAUUAAACAUGGUGUCGCCGAAAAGCAUACUUGAAAAUUUGAAACUGAAAAGACUUCAAAAUGUUUCAAAUAUCAAGCAAGUAUACAAUUUGUGUGCCAGAAACAACAAGGUGUCUCAUUCCGAUUCUAUCAAGUUGUUUAACACAUUUCCCACUGUCCUCAUAAUUGAUCCAACAUAUAUGACCAACACGUAUAGGCUUCCACUUUUGGAAAUUGUUGGUGUUACUUCUACUGAGAAGACUUUUUAA
Molecule: messenger RNA, 711 nt
Organism: Lathyrus oleraceus (garden pea)
Lineage: Eukaryota; Viridiplantae; Streptophyta; Magnoliopsida; Fabales; Fabaceae
Exons: 2
Coding region: 1-711 (236 amino acids)
Source: RefSeq, a predicted model, not a curated record